Molecule: messenger RNA, 889 nt
Organism: Nanorana parkeri
Lineage: Eukaryota; Metazoa; Chordata; Amphibia; Anura; Dicroglossidae
Gene: VAX1
Product: ventral anterior homeobox 1
Exons: 3
Coding region: 32-889 (285 amino acids)
Biological process (GO): central nervous system development; brain development; neuron differentiation
Molecular function (GO): DNA binding
Source: RefSeq, a predicted model, not a curated record
UGCUGGCAGCACAGAGAAUUCUUCUCCAUUUAUGUUUGAGAAAACGCGCAGUAUGGACAUUAGGUGCAACCCUGGCACAGAGGAGCCCCGAAACACCAAACCUGGGCACAAGGAAGGCAAAGACUCCAGGGACAGCCAAAGCAGCCUUGGGGACUCUUACCUCAAAGAGCAGCAAGCCACGUACCCGGCUCCGGGAGCCUCGGACACCUGCGUCAAGUCCAAGAACGGCUCAGCCACCGAUCCAGAUUACUGCAGGAGGAUCCUGGUCCGAGAUGCCAAGGGCUCCAUCCGGGAGAUCAUUCUUCCGAAGGGGUUGGACCUGGACCGACCCAAACGGACCCGAACCUCCUUCACCGCGGAGCAGCUGUACCGGCUGGAGAUGGAGUUCCAGAGAUGUCAGUAUGUGGUGGGCCGAGAGAGGACCGAACUGGCCCGACAACUCAACCUCUCCGAGACCCAGGUACGGGGCCCCACUGGAGGCUCAGCACCUCACAGAACCGUUGUCUCAGAGACCGCAGCCACCUGCAGCGUCCUCCGGCUCUUGGAACAAGGCCGCCUCUUGUCCCCUCCUGGUCUGCCGGGACUAUUGCCAGCCUGUGCUGCGGGAGCGCUGCGGGUCCCCAACAGUUCUGGACCUGGGGCCCCAUGCAUCCCUGAAGUCACCAGUGCCCCCCCUCACCAACCUGGACUGCACACCUCAGGGCACAGCAUCUUUAGCAUGCCUGUGCCAUCUCUACUGGGCACGGUGGCCAACCGGCUAUCCUCCAACCCGCUGACAAUGGCGGGGAACCUCCAGGAACUCUCCGCCCGGUACCUCAGCUCCUCGGCCUUCGAGCCCUACUCCCGAAAUCCCUCUAAAGAGGUUCUAGAGAAGAAAUCUCUGGACUGA